This is a messenger RNA of Paramuricea clavata, 1086 nucleotides long. NCBI's taxonomy places the organism in Eukaryota, Metazoa, Cnidaria, Anthozoa, Malacalcyonacea, Plexauridae. The record is from the annotation of a GenBank genome assembly.
AUGGAUGAAAUCGGUGCAAAACAGUUCGACGAACUUCGCGAUCGACGAAGUCAACAAGCCGGAAGUGACGACGGUUUACGAAGGACAUCUCGGACCCGGAAGGUCCAGCGUGAGUACGCAGAAUAUUUAAAUGAAAUACAUUCCAAAGGACUAAAGCAUGAAUUAUUAAAACUUUCGCAAAUUAUUGAAGUAUCUACAGAGUCUUUAAAAACUUAUGAUUAUAGUAAUAUUGAGACUACAGAAAUUGAAAAAACUUUGGACACUAUACAUUCAAAGUGGGUUAAGUACCUCAAAGUACAUGAAGAUUAUUCUCAGCUGAUUAAUAACACGCGUGACUUGGAGCGUCUUAGAAUCCAACGUCAAAGUCUCGAACGAAAAAUAAAUGAAUGUAAUCAACUAGCUAUUGGUCAACUUAACAAGAGCAUUCGCAGUUUACAGAGAGACUCAAAGUUUGAGAAUGGUCUUCACCUUAAGGAUGAUGAUAAACUUUCGGUGUCAGUACAAAGUAGUGUUUCCAUGUCAAGGUCGUCAAAGAGUAGACGUUCAGGGGGGUCCUCUGUGUCGUCUAGGGUGAAGACGGCUGCUCGUUCAGCAGAAUUAGCAAGGUUGAAACUGGAGCAGGCAGAGAGAAGAGCAAAAGCAAAGGAAAAACAAAUGCAAGAACAGAUAGAAUGUGAGUUACAAGAUUUGCGGGACCAAGCGGAGUACUCUCAGUUAGAAGCCGAACUUUUGGCAGCCGAUCAGGCAGACGAAAGAUAUAGUGACUGCGGAAGCAUGCGUAGUUUAUCAAAGACUGUAGCUGGUAACAGGGUUAAUAUGAAGGUAGAAGUAAAAAAUUCGACACCACAGGACAGAGCUUUCUACAAGACAGAUCACCCCUCAACUCGGCCUGAGUUAGUCAAAUCGCCACCCGAAUCAGUGCUCGAUAACAAGCAAGGGAUUGCGUCCCUUUCUGAGAAAUGCAAUGACACGGAGCCAUCUACACCCGAGUUUAAACCAAGCGUUGACAAAACUAAACCUGAUUUAACAACUACAUUACUCGAAAUGAAUCAGCAAUUGGUUAGUGCCAUGAAGCAGGGAACAUAA